Messenger RNA from Cannabis sativa, 1733 nucleotides. RefSeq lists its product as uncharacterized. The record is from RefSeq and is a predicted model, not a curated record. Bases 330 to 1649 code for a protein of 439 amino acids. Gene Ontology annotation, molecular function: cysteine-type peptidase activity. NCBI's taxonomy places the organism in Eukaryota, Viridiplantae, Streptophyta, Magnoliopsida, Rosales, Cannabaceae. Gene Ontology annotation, biological process: proteolysis. The transcript has 4 exons.
CGGAGUUUGCACUCAUUACGGGUUUGGACUUCUCCUCGGGGCCAACAGAAGAGGAGAAGGCUGCGCAGGUCGCGCGCUCGGGGUCAGACCGAUUGAUCAACAAAUAUUUCAACCGGUCUGAUAGUGUGAAGACAGAAGCACUCCAACUUCAGUUCACAAACUGCCAGAACCCGGAAGACUUGUACAAGCUCGGCUUGUGCUUGUUUGUGGAGUCAGUGCUUCUGGGCCGCGAGGCCAACGCGCUGAUCACGCCUCACAUCAUUAGAUAUGUGGAAGACCUCGAGUUCUUCUUCCGGAUUCCUUGGGGGAAGCACUCAUUCGCCAGACUCAUGCACUCGCUUCAGAAAGACAUGUUGAAACAGAAGGCCAACUACGAGAAGAAGCUGAGUUCGGAUGUUCAGCACGAGUGCAAAUACACAGCAUAUGUCGAGCUGAAGAAGGCAUACGAGACCAGCCAUGUAGAGCUGAAGGGUGGUCAGAACGUAAUUAUGGAGCAGCUCAGACACAUAUUGGCCAUGUUGAAUCGUCCGCCAACGACAGCUUCAGCACCGGAGGCCCCAGCAGAUCCAUCUACCCCACCACCAGCUGCUUCACCCCCAGUAGAAGAGGAUGAGGUCUUCCCCGACGAUUACGAUCCUUAUGAGGGAGCUCCAGCGACUCCGAUCGAGGCACAACCUCUUAUCCAUGUACAUGACACCGAGUCGCAGGGUGAGAUUCUGUCCAUAGAGGCACAACCUGCAGUGGUUAAGAGUCGGAAGAGGAAGAGAAAGCCUCCUGUAUGGUUCGGUGACUAUACGGAGAUGAAGAGGAGACAUAGGCCAUCUUCGACUUUUGAUCCCCUGGAGCCACCGGAUGAGAAAUUGUUAACCACUUUCCGAAAGUGGUGUGUUGGACUCAUUCCGAACCACCGACUUCGGGAUUUGAGAAGUGGUGAUUACGGUCCAGGAUUCUUUUGGAUAAUGCUCACACCAAAGGAAUGGCUUACAGAUGACCAUAUAGAUGCAGCAAUGCAUAUGCUGAGGAGGCGACGCACCGACUAUCCACUGACAUUUCCUCAGAAGGGUAUCAUUCUCUCCACAUUCGUGACCGCCAUGAUCAGCAGUGCAUGGACGAGCCACAAGGGUCCGAGGAAAAACUUUAAAUGGGAGGAAUAUAUCCUGGACUACUGCACAGGGUUUCAUAAGUCCCAAGUCUUUGAGAGAUGGAGGGGUAACGAGUUUAUUUACUUCGUUCUGCACCUUCCCACGGCAAGACACUGGGUCACAGUUGAAGUCGACAUAGAGCUGUGGAAAAUUAAUGUCUACGACUGUGAUUCCAGCGUCUGUCAUUGGACCGUCAUGGAACCCAUCUUGAAGGUUUGGUCAGAACUGCUGCCCUCGCUAAUCCUUGCAACCGGGGAAUUUCCACAUAACAACCAGAUCAUGGCGUUAGCUAACGGUGACAUCACGGUGCUUCCAAAAAUGCACGCGACUCGAGCCACUCACGACUUAGUUCCGAAGUCAGCAACCAGUGGUGAUUGUGGCGUGUAUUGCAUUGAGUAUGUGGAGCAUCUCAUGAUGCAGCGUGGAUUGACCGAUGUGACGCCAGACCGGAUAGCCAUGUUUCGUCAACGGUGGUGUGUCGAUUUAUUUUACCAAAAUGUCGGCUGAUUAUAUGUGUAAUUAUUGGGACAUUGUAUAUUUUGUGUAAUUAACAUUACAGUUAUGUAUAUAUAGGUUUUCUUUUCGUUCAAA